CAUAUGUUCUUCAGUUCUAAUCCGUACUUAUGCACACAAACCCUCAUACUGAUGUUAUGCAGGAUGUGUAUGAAUGCAUGAAUGCAUGAGAGUAUGCAUGCAUGUGCAACUGAAGUAUUCAACUUUGGCCGAGGCGGCUUCUCGUCAACCACAGUGCCAGUCACAUAGACGGAAGGAGGGGGGCUUACUUGAUGCGACUAUGAAGUGAACAAAGUGCAGACAUCAUUUGGUCAAAUGUAAGGAUGGAGGAACCAUCUCUGCUGCGGCUGCUUUUUCUGAUCUCACUGCUGAGCUGCCCAACAAACCAAGCCUCUCUGACUGUGAGUCCCAGCAGAUCUCAGAUGUUUAGAGGACAGUCUGUCUCUCUGAGCUGUGAGGAGGACGACAGCUCUGCUGAAUGGACUUUGAGGAGGAUCACAGACAAAGAAACCAGAGCUGAGUGUAAAGACUGGGGAAAAUCUGCUGGUUCUUCCUGUAUCAUCAGCGCCAUCCUCCCUUUGGACAGUGGAGUUUACUGGUGUGAGUCCAGAGAGGGAGCAACCAGUAACAGCAUCAACAUCACUGUCACUGGUGGACCAGUGAUCCUGCAGAGUCCUGUCCUCCCUGUGACGGAGGGAGAAGACCUCACUCUGCACUGUAAAACAAAGACGUCCUCCAACCUCACAGCUGAUUUCUAUAAAGAUGGCUCCUUCAUCAGGACUGAGCCUGCAGGUCACAUGACCAUCCACCAUGUUUCCAGGUCUGAUGAAGGCCUCUACAAGUGCAACAUCAGCAGUGUUGGAGAGUCUCCACCCAGCUGGGUCUCUGUCACAGGUGAGGAGGUUACCUUUGAUUUCAGCCCACCACCUCCAAGCUCUCUGCCGCCUCCUGACACAACCUCAGAACCACCUUCGACCUCAGACCCCCUCCCCCUUGUGUUCAGACUGGUCGUCCACCUGGUGGUGUUCUGUCCGUACUGCAUCUCCACUUUCAUCAUGGUGUCUCUAUAUAGAGACAGGACCACAGGAAAUGACCUGCCCUUCUCCGUGGUGAUGACCCCACCCACCCAGGCUCAGGAGAGAUUGGAUGAAGACUAUGAUGAUGUCAUCACUGCUGUCACCACGGAGCAUCACUUCUGAACUGAUCUGAGAAGAAGCUCAAAUGUUUCAAGUCCUCAUAAAUCAGGAACAGUGGAAGUCUCAGAAAUCUUCCCUGUGGAUCUCCACAUGUUCUAGUUUGACCUGUAGAUGGAGGAUGUUAACCUGAGCCCAGUUCAGUCCAAAGAUUUGCGAUGAAAACAAGUUUUGAAACCUGUUAGUUUACACCAAUGAGAUGAGACGGUGUAUCCUCUGCAUUGAGAUGACUCUGGGGCGCUCGUUGAGCCUCCAUCUAAAUUUCUGCCAUUUCCAACAGCUGACAGUUUGAAACAUAGAAAUAAAAUGGAUCAUUUCAUUUCUAUAGUUUGCAGCUGAUUUGACCGUUCCAAAACCAGCCUCUGAAAACGUAACCAUCUGAGUCCCAGCGACACCAUCAGCUUGUUUUAGUCGAGCUGAAACAGGCCGCUUCAGAAGUAAAGGUUUCUUCUCGUUGCUAUCUUUGCUCUGAACUGGACUUUAGUAGCAGAUAGUGGUUCAGGUUCUGCUGUAAGUCGUGUUGUUGUUCAUGUCGUAGAUGCCAAGUUUUCAAUCUCUUCAGAUCAAAUAAAAUAAAAUGAUGAGCAUCUUU
This is a messenger RNA of Sander lucioperca (pikeperch), 1704 nucleotides long. RefSeq names its product Fc receptor-like protein 5. The transcript has 5 exons. Lineage: Eukaryota; Metazoa; Chordata; Actinopteri; Perciformes; Percidae. Gene Ontology annotation, molecular function: transmembrane signaling receptor activity. The coding region runs from base 243 to 1118 and encodes 291 amino acids. Gene Ontology annotation, biological process: cell surface receptor signaling pathway. The record is from RefSeq and is a predicted model, not a curated record.